UGCGUUACGCGCACGGGCUCUGAUUCCGAGUCAGUAAUGUUGAGAAGUUGAGAAAGUUGGGCAAAAAUGCGCACACACGCGGCCCAAGCACACACACUCUUUUCGCUCGCUCGCUUGUUAAACCCGGUGAUGCAAUUCAUUCAUUGUUACAAGAAUAGAAGCGCCAAAGGCUUAGGCUUAGGCUUAGCGUUAAAAACUUAAAAAAAAACCACCUUGUCCAAGCUAGUGGUUAUUUUUGUAUUGAGCUGGCAAAGCUACAAACCGAUAGCGUCGCUUGGCUUGGCUUAGCUUAGCGUGAAGAUCGACGAAUGUUUGUUUGCUUAGUAAGCAGACAAGGCAGUUUCUCACGUGUGAAUGAUUUUCCUGUCGGAUUUAGUGAAGGUCUUGCUCCACCAAAUCUCCGGAUUUUAAGAAGAAUCACAUUGGAUGAAUACCAUUCACGAUUCCGUUCAAUAGGAAUGCUGGAGAAGUUGAAGGCUUGCCGUAACCUAUGAAUAUCGGCAAAAUAGCAAACAAUGGCUCGUCACUAUUUCAAUCGAUAAUACCAAGACCGAUAUGGAAUACAAGAUCUCAAAUUAACUUUUCUAGAGCAUUUAGUCAAACCGAAAAACGAUCAAAAGCUGAUGCAAUUCAAAAACAGAGGCUAGGAAAAGUGUUGAAAAAUUUGGUCGAAUUUCAUAAAAGUCAAGUUGCAAUCAAUCAAGAAAGUCGGGCGAUCGCAUUACGAGAAGCAGAAGAACAAGCAUUUCGUGAAUAUAAUUGGUUAAUGGAAGAAGUGAAAUUGGACACCACAAAAAAGUACGAAACUAGAAAGACGGAAAAAGUUAUUGAAUUAGCACAAAGAUUAUCGAAUGGUGAACCGCUAAGUUAUGUCCUUGGUAAUCAACCUUUUGGACCUCUUUUGAUCAAAUGCAUGCCUCCAACUUUGAUUCCAAGACCGGAAACGGAAGCAUUAACGGAAUAUAUCUUUGAGCAGCUCAGGGAUGCGUUUCGGGAACAUAUCCAUCGGCAAGAAGGCCAAAUGAGGCCAUUGCGAAUCCUGGAUCUGUGUACCGGCUCGGGCUGUAUAUCUUUGCUCAUCCGUCAUCGAUUGCUAGAAUUGAUUAGCAAAGAGACAAGCAGUCAAUCUCAAAGUCCAGCAUUUCAAAUUCUCGGUGUCGAUAUAGCCGAUUCGGCCCUGCAACUUGCGAGAAAAAACCUUGCUCUAUACGAUACAGAUGCAGAUCAUGGCGACCUUGUCUCGCAAUACGGUCACCUUGUGCCCGUAUCUUUCGAAAGAGGGGACAUGCUAGACGAAAGCAAGUUUUGUGACUUUAUUGCUCAACACGGUCCUUUUGAUGUCGUUCUUUGCAAUCCACCUUAUAUACCCGCAAAAGAAUGGAAAGAAUUAGAUGCAAGUGUACGAGAGUGGGAGGAUCGUUUAGCCCUCGUUGGUCAUCCUGAUAACGAAUCGGACGGCUUGUUGUUCUAUAGACGAUUAGCCCAAUCGAUUGAAAUUCAUGAACUAUUGGCAUUAUCGAAGAAUGGACAAUUACCAUUAGUAGCAAUGGAAGUCGGCCAUGAUCAAGCAGAAAAGGUUAGAGAAAUAUUCGCCGGCCAGAAGAAGGUUCCACAACUGGAAAUCUGGACAGAUCUUUUUGACAAACAGAGAGCAGUCAUAGCAAAAAUGUAGCAUACACUGUAAUUUUACUAUAGAGACCUACACCAAUAUUUUGUUACUCACAACGGUAGAGAUUGCCGUGCUUCUUCUAUCACUAGUAAACAAUAAGCUGAUCAGUGUCACUCGUAUUUCUCACACCAAAAGAGCUGCAUUUUCAAUG
Meira miltonrushii is the source of this 1820-nucleotide messenger RNA. Its product is annotated as S-adenosyl-L-methionine-dependent methyltransferase. Lineage: Eukaryota; Fungi; Basidiomycota; Exobasidiomycetes; Exobasidiales; Brachybasidiaceae. Gene Ontology annotation, cellular component: mitochondrion. The transcript has a single exon. The record is from RefSeq and is a predicted model, not a curated record. The coding region runs from base 491 to 1672 and encodes 393 amino acids. Gene Ontology annotation, molecular function: N-methyltransferase activity; DNA binding.